This is a messenger RNA of Anopheles merus, 5907 nucleotides long. RefSeq lists its product as uncharacterized. Lineage: Eukaryota; Metazoa; Arthropoda; Insecta; Diptera; Culicidae. Gene Ontology annotation, molecular function: protein binding. Bases 1 to 5880 code for a protein of 1959 amino acids. The record is from RefSeq and is a predicted model, not a curated record. The transcript has 3 exons. Gene Ontology annotation, cellular component: extracellular matrix.
AUGGCACUUGCAAUGGAUUUCUGUGACUUAAAAACGCUACCGAAAGGUUUGCUCGCUAAGCAGCAGUCGUUGAAACUGCUUUUCCUGGAAGGUAACAAACUGACCUACCUAGAUCCGGAUCUGUUUGCACCACUGGUGGAGCUGGAGGAGUUGGAUCUGAGCGCUAAUUUGCUGUACAACAUUUCGAAUGCGCUGGCGAAUCUGACCAACCUCAAAUUACUGGACCUGUCGGACAAUCGGCUGCGCUCCCUGCAGGAUAAUUCGUUCGAAAACAUGACUACGUUGAAAAAGCUUAAUCUGAAACAAAACAAGCUGACGGAAAUCCCUCGUGCCUUGGCAAAGCUUCCGAACCUGAGCACACUGACGCUGGAGACAAAUAAGAUCAAGUCUACCGUUGUCGGCGAGCCGCUGGCAAAUCUGGAGGAUCUGUACAUGGGGGAAAACGAAAUCACCAAACUUCGCCUGAACGACUUCCCGGCCGUGGAGGAACUGUACGUGGAGCGGAACCAAAUUCAUAGUCUAUCGGUGGACACGUUCGUCGGCAACAGAAAGCUGAAAACGGUGGAUCUGACGGAUAACCGUCUGACCGGUCCGCUGGAGGGCAUCUUCACUCCGCUGCGGAAGCUGGUCACGCUAACGCUGAGCGGUAACCCGUUGGGACGCGUGACUCGGGCCACCUUUGAAGGGUUGCUGAAGCUGGAGGAUCUCACGCUAAGGAACAUAAAGCUUACCGAGCUGACGGGCGCACCGUUUGCAUCGCUUUCGGAGCUGGAGAAGCUAGACCUAUCGGAGAACCGGUUGGCAGCGGUGGACGAGGCAUCAGUGCGCGGCAUUGGCAGUAAGCUCAGGGAAUUCUAUAUCAAUGAUAAUGAGAUCGGCAUUGAUGGUCUGAGCGGACUGAACAUACUGAAUCGCGUGCAAACCGUUUCUCUCUCCAAUCGAAGCAUUGUUGUGCCUGACACAUUGCUGGCCAACAAAUCAUGGAUGGUGGAAUUUUACGUUCAGGGCGGUACGUUUGCCUCCCUUCCGGCUCAGUUCUUCCGCUCUACUAUAGCGCUGGAAAAGCUCUCCCUGUCCGAUAACAAGCAGUUGGUGAAGCUGCCGAAAGACUUCUUCCAGUACGUGCCGUACCUGGAGGAGCUGGUGCUGCUGAAUAACAGUCUGUCUGUGCUGGAGCCGGGAGUGUUUGAUCCGCUCGGACUUUUGAGAGAGUUGGAUAUUUCGGAAAAUCCGCUUAAAUCACUGCCGGACGGUUUGUUUGCUCAAACGUUCCUGCUGGAAAGCUUGAGGAUGGCGGAUGCCAACCUUACCACCCUACCCGCCGGUAUCUUCGAUAAACUGUACGUCUUGGCCAAGUUGGAUCUGGCCAACAAUCAGCUACGUACACUGCCGGAAGGUGUGUUUAACCGGCUCUACUCCUUGGCAACACUUUCGCUCGAGAACAAUCAGCUGGAAGCUUUGCAGCCGGCCGUCUUCAAGAGUUUGGAGAAGCUUAAUAUUGUUAUCCUGUCUCACAACAAGCUUGCCGCGAUAGAUCCUCAGCUGUUCGCUGGAUUGCCCGUGACGGCGAUUGAUCUUUCGUACAACCGGUUCACCACAUUUGAUGAGAGUGCGAUGGCGUUCGCCGAUCGUUUACUUAUGCUGUCGCUGGAAAGCAAUAAGCUGACCUCGUUGAAGAUCCAUUCCACCCUGGAGAAGUUGUUCAUUGACGAUAACAAACUAUCCUCCAUUGAAGUAAAGCUCGAAGACUCGUACAGCCACAUCACGUCUCUUUCUGCGGUGCGUAACAAUUUCACAGCUCUUGAUGCUUUCUACCAGUUCAAGAUGCUAACCGAACUGGAUGCGUCGUACAAUGCGUUCACGGAGCUGAAUUUGGCCAAACUUUUCAACGAAAUAGUACCGCUCUACACACUGAACGUGUCGAAUAGCUUCGUGGAGCGCGUCCAGUUCGGGAAGAUUGAGCAUACGCCCACCCUGAUCCAUCUGGACAUCUCCAACAACAAUCUGACCGCGUUGGAUGUGCGUGCAUUUGCCGUGUUCCGGCAGUUGCAGAACUUUGUCUUCGGUGGCAACAGGUUCGAUACGUUUGUGCUGGAAGAUUUGCUCCGUGCGUUCGACGAUCUGCAAACGAUCGGGCUGGAGGGUACGGUGUGGAAGUGUGAUUUCCUGAAAAGCUUGAAGGUGUCGAUGGAGGAAGCGGAUGUAACGUUUGCCUACAAGGAGAAGGAAACGGUACACGAAAGGUUGGAGAGUGUUUGUUCCAAGCAACUGUAUGGUAUCUGUUGUGUGUAUGACCCAAUGACCCAGCAAAAGCGAGGAGCCGUGCGGAAUAAAAUCUGCCAUUGCGCGGCCACGAUUCCUCAGUGUAGCCGAGUGUCUCCCAGCAGUUGGUUCAUUUGGUGCCUUGUGUUUAAGAUGGGGCUCUGGCCUAGUGUGUGGUCUUUGCUAUUGCUGUUGGUGGCCCACCAGCAAGUACGCAGCUCUGAAUCACCAAUCUCCCUAACAUGUGAACCGCCUACAUGUCGAUACAGCGGUCUACGUUUUGCCACUCCGUCCGAUACCGCCUCACUAUCGAUUACCUUCGAUUCGGACUACUACAGCCAUGUGACUUUCGAAAACUCAUCCCUUUCGGCCAUACCGCAAACAGUGUUCGCGAAAUCCAGUGGCGUGGAAACGUUCAACGCAUCGGGGUGCGAUAUUUACGAGUUGUUGCCCAAAACGUUCCGUCACGCAGUUGACUUGAAGUAUCUGUAUCUCGACAACAACAGGCUGCGCAAAACGUACGGUAGUAUGUUUUUAGGAGCAAGAAGUUUGGAACUCCUCAGCCUGUCUAAAAACCAACUCGAAACGAUCGAUCCGCAGACGUUCCGGGGAAUUUCGUACGUGCAGGAAAUAGAUUUUAGUGGCAACCUGUUGCGCACGCUACCGGAUCUGUUUUUCGUGGAAAAGCCAAAGCUAAAAAAGUUGUCGUUAGCGGACAACUUCUUGCAGGAGCUCAAGAAGGAGACGUUCGGUGAAAUGACAGCACUGCAGGAGCUGGAUCUGAGUGGAAACAUGCUGCGAACGCUUGUGGCCGGCACGUUCGAAGGGCCGUGGCAACUGGAACAGCUCCUCCUGCAAAACAACCGGCUGGAGGUGAUUGAAGCAACGGCCUUUGAGCAUCUGGUCAAGCUGAGGGGAUUGAACUUAAGCAACAACAAUUUGAAAGUCCUACCGGCAACGGUCUUUAACUCGAUGGGUGUUUUAAGGGAGCUGGAACUACAGCAGAACUAUCUAUCGCACCUGGACAGUGCCACGUUCGAGGAGAAUCUCAGAUUGGUGAUGAUCAAUCUGGACAACAAUACGAUCGCAACGCUCCAGCCUGCAUUGAUACAGAAUCUGACCGAUCUGCAGCGUUUCUCUAUCGAGUAUAAUCAAUUGCAGGAGCUGGAUGUGCAGCUGUUCGCGCACAGUACCGAUCUGAAGCGGCUGUGGUUGACUGGAAACUUCCUGCGGCACAUCAACCCUGGUACGUUUGAUACGUUGGAACAGUUGGAAGAUUUGUACCUUGCAGGUAACUUGCUUAGCACGUUCGAGGGAGGUUUGUUCCGUAAUUGUAGCGAGCUGAAGGAGCUUGAUUUGGGUGGCAAUCGUAUCAAACGUUUGGUGGCCGGUUCGCUGGAAGGGGCUUCAAAGCUGCAAAAGCUAACGAUCGACAAGAACGAGGUGACGGAGAUUGAAGAACACUUUCUGGACGAUACACCGCUGUUAGAUACCUUUUCGGCAGAGAACAACUUUAUUCGGAACGUUCCAGUGGGCCUGUUUGACAAGUUAACCAAUUUAACGACCAUUAUUCUGUCGGAUAAUCAGAUCAAACAACUAGCGCCGGGUACAUUUCAAGGGCUGGAAAGUGUUAUAAAUUUGCAUCUUAACCAAAACCAGCUUAAACACAUCGAUGCAAGCCUUUUAAAUCUAACCAAUCUGGAGUAUUUGGAUUUGUCGUACAAUUUCAUUCGAGAGUUUGAUGAAACUGCACUUGAGGGCGUCCCGAAUCUGGUGACCUUAGAUCUCGAUUCGAACCGCCUCGAUCGCAUUCCACCGGCCAUCAACAAAACCAUCAAACUGGACUACCUUGGGUUGCAGCGGAACAGGAUCAGCCGGCUAGAGUCGGGACAGUUCAGUCAGCUGACCAGCCUGCUUACGUUGAACCUGGACGGCAACAAGAUAGCAACGAUGGAGCAGGGUUGUUUCCGUGGCUUGCAAUCUCUGACAAUGCUGGCAUUCGUGAAUGCUACACCGGAAUACGAAUCACUCGAUCUUUUCAACGAUUUACAAAAUCUCACUCAGCUUUUCCUGGAAGAAACGAACUAUACAGGGCUGAACAGUGUCCGGCUCGAUUCGCUGCAAAGCCUAGACAUCCUAUCGCUCGAUACCAACUCUCUGAUUGGUGUGGAUCCGGGAUUCCUAUCCGGCUUGAAAACCCUCACACGAAUCUCGCUGAAAAAUAGUUCUAUCAGAUUCAAUGCGAACUACUUUAGAUCAAUCCCGAACUUGGAAUACAUAGCCUUUACCAGCAACGAAAGCAUAGUCCUUGAUGAGACGUUCUUUGCGGGAGCGCCAAGUUUACAAACGGUUGAAAUUCAGGACACACCGCUCGAAUCGAUCAGCGUUAAUGCGUUCCGACGGUUAGCCAAUCUGACCGAACUGUAUAUUGGCCCAUUCAAGGGCGAGCUGAAGGACAUUUUCACCGGGAACGAAGCACUGAAAACAUUGAGGAUGAAGCAGAUGAACUUUACCACCCUGCCGGACCAUUUCUUCUGGGCAAACCGUAGACUGGAAACGCUGACGAUCGAUGACAACCCAAACUUGUGCGAGCUGAAACCGGCCUGGUUUAAGCAUAUGGCGUAUCUCGACUAUCUGGACGUAUCGUCCAACAACAUUUCAGGACUUUCGGUGGACCUGUUCGAUAACACUCCCGUGCUGCAUCAGCUGUACCUGGCGGAAAAUCCACUCCGUGUGCUGGAUGUUGGCGUGUUCCGAAAGGUGGGCGCUCUGACAGUGCUCGAUCUAGAGGACACGUUGCUGACCGACCUGCCGGUAGGAAUAUUUGAUGGACUGUUCAAGCUAGAGGAGCUGUUCUUGGGCAACAAUAAGCUGUCGAACCUGCCGAACGGUACCUUCCGGGAGCUGUACUCGUUGCGGAUGCUCUGGUUGUCCAACAACUCGAUCGAACAUGUCGAUCCAUUCCUGUUUGCGGAUAUGCCCAGGCUGAAGGAGAUCUCGCUAGACGACAACCGGUUGACCAGUCUUGAUGAUCGACUGUUCGCUGCUCAGCUGGCAUUGCAAAACCUACACCUUUCUGGCAAUCGGCUCGUUGCAUUCGAUCUCACCACAAUGCCCUAUGCCAGUACGCUGAUUUACCUUGGGCUCGAUACUAACCAGCUACGAUCAGUGAAGAUCACGCCGGCUUUGGAGUUUCUUACCGCCGAUGAUAACCAACUGUCCGUCGUGGAGACAUCCGACUCGGACUACUACCGGCUGGCGACACUUUCGGUGCAAAACAAUAGCUUCAGCUCGCUGGAAUCGAUCUACCGGUUUGAUCGAUUGCAGGAGCUAAACGUCACGUUGAACCGCAUUGCGGUGCUGGAUUUCGCCAUGAUCGCUACCAAGUUCCCGCGGUUGACCGUUUUGAAUGCGUCGGUGUGUGCUGUCGAGUCACUGGGACGUACGGAUAAUCCGUACGAGCUGAAGGAGCUGCAGCAUUUGGACUUGUCGAACAAUACGCUGACGAAGGCGGAAAUGAGCAAGAUGGGUAAGAUGCCGAGAUUGAAGACCUUAUUCAGUGCUGAUAAUCGUAUCCAUGGCGUGUUGCGACUGUUGGAUCGAUUGUCAAAGUUUUAGGGUCAACUUCUAAAGGUCAAUGGUGAG